CAUUCAUAGGGCACGCUGUGGUGUGAGCAUUGCAUUCAUAGGGCACGCUGUGGUGUGAGCAUUGCAUUCAUAGCUUUACUCUAGGUCUAGGCGUGCACAGCCAACCCUCCCCUUCUACACAAUGUCCAAUCACAUUUAGGUAAUACCUCCCAAUCACAGGGCACCUCUCAGUACUCAUCUAGGAAGUAGCUGCAGAGACUACACAGAACACAUAUAUGACAGGACCAAUGCAGCAUGAGACCCCCAAAUGACUACAUCCCUGGGCUCCUGUGUCUUCUGUUUGUAUGGUCUCAUGUCACCUAUGUGCUGGCUACCCGAAGACAACAGAAGUUUGUUACAGAUUCUGUGACCAAUAAGAAUGUCCUGUUUGUUAUUGUCGAUGACCUCCGGACAAGCCUUGGCUGUUAUGGUGACAAUAUUGUUAAGUCUCCAAACAUUGAUCAGCUGGCAUCUAUGAGUGUCCGUUUUACAAAUGCAUAUGCCCAGCAAGCGGUAUGUGCGCCCAGCAGAGUGUCUUUCCUAACAGGAAGAAGACCUGAUACCACCAGACUGUUUGACUUUAACUCUUACUGGAGGGAGCAUGCUGGAAACUACUCUACUCUGCCUCAGUAUUUUAAAGAACAUGGUUAUGUGACUAUGUCAGUUGGGAAGGUUUUCCACCCAGGAAUUUCAUCUAAUCGCAGCGAUGACUAUCCAUACAGUUGGUCUGUUAAGCCUUACCACCCAUCUUCAGAGAAGUACGAAAAUAAAAAGACCUGCAAAGGCAAGGAUGGACAGCUUCACGCCAAUUUGGUUUGUCCAGUAGAUGUGUCUGAAGUCCCAGAAGGAACCUUACCAGAUAUACAAAGCACGGAGGAAGCCAUACGACUCUUAAAAAAAAUACAGCAGAACUCUUCAUUUUUCCUAGCAGUUGGAUAUCAUAAGCCUCAUAUUCCAUUCAGAUUUCCACAGGAGUUUUUAAAGCUAUACCCCAUUGAAAACAUUUCCUUGGCACCGGAUCCUGACAUACCCAGGAAUCUUCCAGCUGUUGCCUAUAACCCUUGGGCAGACAUUCGUAAAAGAGAGGACGUUCAGGCAUUGAACAUCAGUUUUCCAUAUGGCCCCAUUCCUCCACACUUCCAGCGUUUAAUUCGUCAGAGUUAUUAUGCCUCGGUCUCUUACUUGGACAGUCAAGUUGGCCAGUUGUUAAAUGCCGUGGAAAAUCUAGGACUGGCAAAUAACACCAUUAUUAUUUUUGCCUCAGAUCAUGGAUGGUCUUUAGGAGAGCAUGGAGAAUGGGCCAAGUAUAGCAAUUUUGAUGUAGCAACACGUGUGCCAUUAAUAUUUUAUGUACCAGGAAUGACUACCUCAAGACAGACACAGCAGAACAUCUUUACAUACAGAGAUCCCUUUAAUAUUAAAACCAUUAAAAAUACGCCAGGUAAACUAAAGGAAGAUCCUGUUGAAUUAGUUUCUCUGUAUUCAACCAUUGUUGAGCUUGCUGGACUUCCUCUUCUCCCAGCCUGCCCUGUACCUUCCUUUCAUGUUGAUUUAUGUACUGAAGGUCAAAGUCUUCUUCCACACUUCGCUUUUGGAAAGAAUCUUCCUGAAACUGUUGCAUACAGCUCUUAUCCCCGACCUUCAGAUACUCCCCAGUGGAAUUCUGAUUUACCUGAUCUGGAAGACAUUAGAAUUAUGGGAUACUCAAUGAGAACAAGGGACUACAGGCUCACCCUAUGGGUUGGAUACAACCCUGUAACUUUUCAGGCCAAUGUUACAGACCUUCAUGCACAAGAGUUGUAUCUAGUCAAAAGUGACCCGAAUCAGGACAACAACUUGUUCAAUGAAAGCUUACAUUAUGAUUUUAUUCAGAAGCUUUUUGGACACAUGCUGAAGUGGACAAUUUUUACUUGAAAAUAAUUCAGCUUUUGUAUGAAUAUUUUGCAGAAGAUUUAAAAUUGUAAAUUAUUUUAUAUAUCAUUGUCAUAAUUUACAUGUUAUAUUUUUAUAUAUUAUAAAA
Hyla sarda is the source of this 1999-nucleotide messenger RNA. RefSeq names its product iduronate 2-sulfatase (gene IDS). The coding region runs from base 235 to 1893 and encodes 552 amino acids. Lineage: Eukaryota; Metazoa; Chordata; Amphibia; Anura; Hylidae. Gene Ontology annotation, molecular function: iduronate-2-sulfatase activity. The transcript is spliced from 9 exons. The record is from RefSeq and is a predicted model, not a curated record.